This is a messenger RNA of Adineta steineri, 1893 nucleotides long. NCBI's taxonomy places the organism in Eukaryota, Metazoa, Rotifera, Eurotatoria, Adinetida, Adinetidae. The record is from the annotation of a GenBank genome assembly.
AUGACAACAUAUUUUGAUCGUCUACCAGUUGAAAUUCUUCAUAUGAUAUUUGAAUUUAUGUCUAAUUCCGAUGUUCUAUGGUCAUUUUAUAAUAUCAGUCCAUAUUUAAAUGCCGUAUUAAAUCAUCAUCAUUGGCAUACAUUAAACUUUCAAUCAAUUUCAAAAUCUCGUUUUGAUUUCAUUUGUAACCAUUUAGAAUUACAAAGAAUUAUUUCUUUAACUUUAUCAAAUGAUAUAAAAACACCCGGUCAAAUUCAAUUUUUUUUUAGUCAAUUUAAUCUUCGUGAUUUUAUUAAUCUUCAUUCUCUUACACUUUUAUCAAUAACAUAUGAAGAAAUAUAUCCAAUAUUAUCUGAUCUAUCUAAACUUAAACAUCUUACUUCAUUAAUUACAACAUGUAGAUCAUCUGAACCAUUAUUAAUUGGUCAAACAUUAACUCAAUUAAAAUCUCUUAAAAAUCUUUCGAUAUCUUAUGGGGAUAUAUUUGAUCAUAAUGUAACAUUUCCAUUACAUAACUUGACAAUAUUAGAUGCUGGUACUUGUAAUUUUUUAGAAUUACGUCGAUUGCAAUGGAUUGUACCUUCAUUAGUUUCACUUAAAAUUAUUCUUGAAGCAAAUCAUCAAUUACAACUAGUAUCCGAUACAAACGAAUGGUCAUGUUUAAAACGACUUAAUCUUACUUUAAAAGAGCUUUCGGUCAAUUCAAUCGGAGAUGUUGGAGCAAAAUCUCUGAGUGAUGCAUUACAACACAAUACAACACUCACCUUACUAGAUCUUCAAUUUAAUCGAAUCGGAAAUAUUGGAGCACAACAUUUGGCUCAUGCAUUAGAACACAAUACAACACUCAUCAUACUACAUCUCCGCUAUAAUGAAAUCGGAGAUGUUGGAGCACAAUAUUUAAGUGAUGCGUUACAAAUUAAAAUUAUUAUGAAAGAUUACAUUUCUAAUGAAACAUGGGAUAUUGAUUCUCCAGAAUUUUCUUUACCAAUAUCUAUUAGUUUCUGGUUACUUAUUAUUUUUAAUGUUCCAUCUUUGAUUUGCUCACUCAAACUUCUUUAUCAUCUUAUCAAUGAUAAUAGUUUACGAAAAUCAUUAAAUAAUCAUGUUAUUAUAGCUCUUCUUGUUAUUGGACUUUUUAGUCAAUUAAUUGAUAUUCCAUUUUAUCUUAAUUUUCUUCGAAUAGGUUAUGUUUGGCCUAAAAUAUCUCUUAGUUGUCUUUUAUGGUGGUUUUCAGCAACAGGUAUUUCUAAUAUAACAAAUCUUCUUAUGGCAUGGGCAUCAAUUGAACGACAUAUUUUAGUAUUUCAUGAUCGAUGGUUAAGAACGAAGAAUAGACGUUAUUUUAUUCAUUAUAUUCCAUUGUUAACAAUCAUUCUCUAUGGUUUUAUUUAUUAUUUUAUCAUACUUUCAAUGUUUUCAUGUGAGAAUAUGUACGCUUAUACAGAAGACUGGUGUUUGCAUCCAUGUUAUUAUAAUAACAAUAAUCUUGCUUUAUAUGAUACAAUAGUCAAUUCAAUCAUACCGACACCGAUUAUAAGUUUUUUUAGUAUUACAUUAAUUAUUCGUAUUAUUAAACAAAAACAAACUCUUCAUAGACAAGUUCAAUGGCGAAAAUAUCGAAGAAUGAUUAUACAACUUUUAUCUAUAUCAGCUUUAUUUUUAAUUUUUAAUUUUCCUAUGACUUGUAUUGUUUUAGCUCAAGUAUGUGGUUUAUCAGAUGAUUCACUUGGACAACUACCAUUUUAUACUUACUUUUUGUAUCAUUUUGUUUCACUUUUAAUGCCAUUUGUUUGUCUUGCUUCGUUUCCUAAAAUUCAAAAGAAAAUCAAGCAAAUGAUUAAAUUUAAAAAACCGAUUAAUAUUAUUAGACCAGAACAUAAUAUAAUACAUUAA